Capra hircus (goat) is the source of this 1584-nucleotide messenger RNA. It is a transcript of the gene CXHXorf58, whose product is annotated as chromosome X CXorf58 homolog. Bases 212 to 1327 code for a protein of 371 amino acids. The record is from RefSeq and is a predicted model, not a curated record. The transcript has 9 exons. Lineage: Eukaryota; Metazoa; Chordata; Mammalia; Artiodactyla; Bovidae.
AGGGAGGCGCCGCUGCCCGCGCCGUGCUGGGAAUCGGCCUUCGCCGCGCUGAUUGGACGCCCGACGGCGUAGGCUGAGAACCCUGUGUGCGGAGGCCGCCAGGUGGGGGCGCUCGUCAGGCCUCGGGCGGCAUCGAAAGCCUCGCAGACGCAAACCGCCGACCUCUGGGGCCUGGAUUUACCUCACAAAAGGGUAUUUCAUUGUGAAGAAAAUGAGUCAUUCCCUGAAGAUACCAGUUACUGGUGUCCCAAAAUCAGAUAAUCCACACUUGGGAAAAGGUCACAAAGUACAUUUCUCGAAUACUGUAAAGACAAAGGAAAAACACAAUAAAGAUGUUUCGGCUCACAUGAUACAGAAAGCUUGGUUAUCUCAUCUCGACAAAACUGUGUUUCAACUCCUUAAGCAUACAAUUUGUGCAGCGGAACAUCACGUGACACAUGAAAUUUUGAAGAAAGUGAGCCCCUUAGAGGCUGAGCUUGUUAAAGAUCCUUGCAUGAAGUGUAAAGUUAGAUUCAGAUUUAGUGGCGAAAUAUUUCCACCUUUCAUCGUAUUUAAAAUUUUUCUUCACACUGAAGGCCAUGGUUAUAAGUAUUUCAGCGGAAAAAAAUUUUUAAAGCCAUCAAGUGAGGCUGAGGCUGAUGCUUACAAAAUAAUGGGGAGAAAGAAAUUUUAUCAUCAAAUUAAGGAAGAUGAACGUCUUUUCCAGAAGUUCAAAAUAACUGAUGACACAGAUAUUGUCACCCUGAAAGAUUACAUGCAAUAUUCCAGUCAUCUGGAUGAGAUCCCUGCAUCUUCUGGUGGCAGAAAUAACUGUUGGCGAAGAUUAAGCCUCGAAAACAUUCCCAGGACAAUGAUAAUGUAUGACAUAGUUGAUUAUGCUGAGUCUGGAAUAAUCUCAAAACGUCUAAAAAAAGAAAUGAAGUAUCUAUUACAAAGACCAAAAACAGAAGAGAUGCGUCAGCACCAGCUACAGAUUGUUUCUGAAGUUAGGUCCCCUUUAUUCUUAUCAAGUCUUCAACCUUUAUAUCGGCCCUACCAACAGCAAAGUCAAAUUAGACUUCUGGGUCGUCGAUCCAAACAAGCUCUAAUGAAAGUUGAAAAAAUGAAAAGAGCUUAUAAGAUGGCUAAAGAAAAAAAUGCUUCUGUGGGAUCUGAACCAAAAAUGGACAUACCAGGUGCAAAGCAGAAAGAGACAGUUGUCUUCUCCGCCCCAUCUUUUGACAUUGUGAAAGUUAAAGAACUGUCAGAUGACGAGUUGGAAAAAGAGGAAAAGGAAUUAUUUGCCUGGUGUCAAGACUUGUUUAUUAAUAACUCUCCAUCAUUUUAAUGCACAGCUAAUUGACAGAAAACCAACUUAUUCAACAAUCUGCUUGUCUGUCUAUAAAUGAGUAUGUGCAUUAAAGGAAAACAAAAUAUAUACAAGUGCUCAGUAUGCUCUCUUAAGCAAAUGUGUGACAGAUUUUAAAGCCCUUUCUGUAUUACCAUAGGUACAGGUAUUUUUUUACUGACAGAAUUUUAAUAAUAAUUUCAAAUAGGUGCCCUCAAACUAGCUGUAUAAGAUUUUCUUCAAGAAAUGGUGAGAAU